This is a messenger RNA of Diaporthe citri, 1407 nucleotides long. RefSeq lists its product as uncharacterized. The transcript has 2 exons. Bases 1 to 1407 code for a protein of 468 amino acids. Gene Ontology annotation, biological process: glutathione metabolic process; cellular response to oxidative stress; cell redox homeostasis. Gene Ontology annotation, cellular component: mitochondrion; cytosol. NCBI's taxonomy places the organism in Eukaryota, Fungi, Ascomycota, Sordariomycetes, Diaporthales, Diaporthaceae. The record is from RefSeq and is a predicted model, not a curated record. Gene Ontology annotation, molecular function: glutathione-disulfide reductase (NADPH) activity; flavin adenine dinucleotide binding; NADP binding.
AUGGCUCCCAUCAGCAAGGAGACCGACUACCUCGUCAUCGGCGGCGGCAGUGGCGGUCUUGCCUCUGCCCGCAUGGCGAGCUCCAAGUUCGGUACCAAUGCCAUGAUCAUUGAGAACCAGAGGCUGGGAGGCACAUGUGUCAAUGUUGGCUGUGUGCCCAAGAAGGUGACCUUCAACGCCGCCCUCCUCUCUGAGGCGAUCCACGAUGCCAAGUCCUACGGCUUCUCGGUCGAGCAGACAAAGCCCUUUGACUGGCCCACCUUCAAGGAGAAGCGUGACGCCUACAUCAAGCGGCUCAACGGUAUCUACGAGCGGAACCUGAAGAACGACAAGGUCGAAUACGUGCACGGCUGGGCGCGCCUCCUGUCCAAGAACGAGGUCGAGGUCACCCUUGACGACGGGUCCAAGGAGACCAUCCGCGCCAAGAAGAUCCUCGUGGCUGUCGGCGGCGCCCCCACGAUCCCGCCCUCGAUCCCCGGGUCGGAGCUGGGAACCAACAGCGACGGGUUCUUCGACAUUGACAAGUUGCCGAGCAAGGUGGCCCUGGUCGGAGCAGGCUACAUCGCGGUGGAGUUUGCGGGCAUGUUCAACGCCCUCGGAGUCGAGACGCACCUGUUCAUCCGCCACGACCACUUCCUGCGGAACUUCGACCCCAUUGUACAGGAGGGCGUGACGGCCGAGUACGAGCGGCUGGGCGUGCACCUGCACAAGGGCUCGUCACAGUCCAAGGUGGAGAAGGACGGCAACGGCAAGCUGAGCCUGCACUACAAGGAUAAGAGCGGCGAGGGCGUGCUGAAGGACAUCGACCACCUGAUCUGGGCAGUUGGCCGGACGCCGCUCACCGACGGGAUCGGCCUGGAUAAGGCAGGCGUCAAGUUGAGCGAGAAGGGAUACAUCGUCGUCGACGAGUACCAGAACACCUCGACGGAGAACAUCUACGCGCUGGGCGACGUCACGGGCCAGGCGGAGCUGACGCCGGUGGCCAUCGCCGCGGGCCGGAAACUGGCGCACAGGCUGUUCGGUGGGCCCGAGUUCGAGACGGCGAAGCUGGACUACACCAACAUCCCCUCAGUGGUGUUCGCGCACCCGGAGGUCGGCGCCAUCGGGUUGACGGAGCCGCAGGCCGUCGAGAAGUACGGCAAGGAGAACAUCAAGGUGUACAACGCGAGCUUCACGGCCAUGUACUACGCCAUGAUGGAGCCGGAGCAGAAGGGCCCCACGAAAUACAAGCUCAUCUGCGCCGGGCCCGAGGAGAAGGUCGUUGGGCUGCACAUCCUGGGCCUGGGCAGCGGCGAGAUGCUGCAGGGCUUCGGUGUGGCGAUCAAGAUGGGCGCGACCAAGAAGGACUUUGACAGCGUUGUUGCUAUCCACCCGACCAGUGCUGAGGAGCUGGUCACGCUGAAAUAG